AUGGAUUUCAACCCACUGGACAUCUUAGCCGCAGCAGCUCUUGGAGAGAAGGAUGCUCCAUCUGAGGUGAACACUUCUAAACAGGCCAGCAACGCUGGUCAGGAAGAGAACUCUGAAUCCGGCGACAGUAAAGAUGCUGAUGAAGAUUCAGACAAAGAAAUGGGAAGAACUACAAGCAAUAAUCUAAAGCACAGCCAUAGUGCAAAAGACACUGAACAAAUGGCCCCUCAGAAAAUGCCGUGGAGUCCAGAGACACUAAUGCCAGAUCAUAUAGAAGGAAUUGUCAAUAAGCAGGACAAGUUUUCGCUUGAUGACCUCUUGCAAGAUGUUAAGAAGGGGGUGGAUGUGAAACUGCAAAACAUUAUUGACAGAAAGAUCCCUACAGAUGCACUGUUAGAAGCGCAGCAUGAUGCUAAUAAUAGCUCUGAUGUUACACUGAAACUGAAUACAGUGUCAAGUAACACUGCAGAUGUUAAACCCUCUGACGAGGAAUCUACCUCCCAAACUGCAGCCCAAAUUUCUAGCGAAAAUGCCAAGGAAGAGUCUACUAAAUUGGAGGAUUGUUCAUGGCAGGAUGAGUCUAAUCUGAGUGAAGAUGCAGCAGAUUUGGGUGAUGUGAAACUGUGCGGUCAGACAACAGCAGCUCCAGGUUUGCAUGCAAAUGAAUGUGUCAUUCUUGACCAUCCCUACGCUCUUCCGCCUGGCAAGUUGCAACCUUCGGCAAUGCUGGAUGAUGAUGAUGACAUCGAUGUUUGUUCUGAGAACAGCCCUUUUUCAGAGGAUUCUGAACAGCGGUACCAUAAUCCUUCCUUGGAUUGUAAUUACCUGAAGUUUGGCAUCUUGGAAGGGGUGUCAGCCAGCACGUUGGAUUUAUACAGAAUGUCAAAAUCUGCUAACAUGCACUUUAAACGACCAUCUUCAUCUUCUUCGGCAUCUUCUCCAACUGCCGACCUGGUCUCCAGAACUCCACAUUCAGCGCAGAGUGGUGAUGAAACUGGUGACGUGUUCUCAGGAAUGAACUCACCAGCUUCUGUAUCUUCUGAUGUGUCAACAGCUCACUCCCCUGUGAGGCUAGGUGUUAAAUGCGGCAAGUUCAAAAUUGGCACUUUUGCAUCGUUCAGUUCUGGUAAUCUGGAAUUGGAAAAAUUUCUCAAGAGCAGACAGCAGGCUAACAGUAAGAAACUAAAUGUAGGAAUUCCAGCAGAUAUCAGGCUUAUCAGCUCACCUUUGAACUCCCCAUCAGCUUAUCCAAACAUUUACCCACUGCUACAGUCUCCCAGUGCUGACUGGGAUCGGUCGGAAGCAGGCUCCGAGACACAGGAUGAUAGUUCUGAUGCGAAAACACCACUGAGGAUGUCGCCAGAUUUCACAAAAAGAGUGAAGGAGUGGUCUCACCCAGUGUUUCAUGAUCAUGAUUACUGUGUGAAAGAUGCUGAAUCCAUCAGCUUUGUUGAUGACUUCAGGAAGUUAAACGGUGGGAAAAGGAAGUACACAAAAAAGAAGAACAAAGAGGAUGGAGUUAAUCAUGAAAAAAUAAUGAAAGCUAAAUAUCUGAAAAAAGAAUUGCUUAGACAGGACAAUAUAAUGAAGUCAGUAUCAGAACUUGAACCAAUGUGUAUUGACCAUAACUUGACAAAGACAAAUCCUGUUGGACGACCAAGGAAAAGGCCAUUUGAUAAAAUAAUCGAUGAGGAAAUUGACCCUGAGGUGGGAACAAAGCUGAAAAUUACAGGCAAAUUCCAGGAUCAGUAUGUGUAUUAUUUAUCAAAGUCUUCCAGGACCACCGCCAGAAGAAGACACCCACCAACACCUUCUUUUGCGUCUGAUAAGAUUAUUGUUCCAGCACCAAAACCAGGAGAUAUAGUCGUCCCGCACUUAACAGACGCUGACAUAGAAACGGUGCGCUUGAAAGGCCGUGGUGCACUGAAUCUGCCGGAGAGACCUCAUAUGACAAAUCACCUUCCCAUCCAGUCACUUGUAGCGUCUUUGAGCCAUGCAAGUGAGUUCAUUUCCGAUGUAGACAGUCACAUAGUGAGCACCAUACUAAGCAUGGAGAGUGACAGUCUGGCUUCUCCAGUAACCUCACAUCCACCAGACAUCUCAAACCUAAACCCAAACCAGCCAGAUCUCACUGAAAGUCUGAGACUAAUGAGCGGUGACCCCAGUAUUACAUCAGAGCAUGUCCUGAACUACCUCCUGAGUGUUGUGAAGGAUGAAGCUUUGCUGGGCAGUGGGUCUGGAUUUGAUACUAGCAGCACAGCAUUGUUUCCAUCGUUACACUCGGACAGCAUGUGUGUGAAGAAUGAUCAUAUGGGGGAUGGUGCGAUUCAUCAGGAUCUUUCCUCAUUGGAUACCUCUGGUAACCAACAUCUCAACUCAGGGCAUGAUUUACUUGAUAUUGCAAAGUCUGUACAAAGCACUGGUUCAUUUGAUAAUCCCACUUUACUCAGCACUGCACAUAUUCAUGGGCGCGACCAUUUUGUUCACACUGUACACAAAGAUUCUUUGGAUGAAAAUGUCAGCCUAGCUGAUGAUCUCUCAUCCUUCAUGUCAAAUUCUCAGGGAACAUCAUCAUCUAACACAACCCAAGAUGGGGAUUCACACAGUUCGUUGAAGAGCAUGUUUGGAUCUGAUCUCAGUUCACUCGGCACACCCCAGUUGUCUUCAUCAGUCCCCCGGCUCACUUCUAUAGAAAAAACAUUGGAUUACCUCGGCGUUCGAGAUGAGGAUAUGAAAUUGGAUGAUAGUGUUUUUAACACCAAAAUGGACAAUGAUGCUGAUUCAUCUCAAGCACUCACUCCGGUUUCAAGCACAUCUGCUGAUGACACCCCUUGGAUUGUCACUGUGACAUUGUAUUUCAAUGAUGUACCUGCCAUCAUGAUCAACAACCAGCCUUAUAUUCGUUUGGUGGAUAUUCACAAGCAGAUACUGCCGGCCAAAGACACUGGUAUUCUAAAAAAGCGAUGCCAGUUGCUUAAGAUACCAGUGCUCAACUGUACAGAAAUGCAGCGGUAUUUUCUUGUGCAGUAUGGCAGAGCCUAUAAUUCUAAAAGCACUUUAAUAGUGUCAAAGGAGCAGGCCACAAAUCUGGUGACAUAUUAUGCUUUUCCUCAACCUCGUAUCGGAAAGGUUGAUGAAUCACACCCACGCAGACCUAGCAGCAGUGGUGGCUCUGAAGGGGGCCGAAGGUCGCCUGUGACUCACCUAAUAGGAGGGGGCGUCAAGAAACGAGGUUCUAAAAGUUCUCGGAAAGUUGCAGUGUCAGUAGAUGCCGUCAUGGUCGGGGCAGCUGUGUCUCAGUGCAUCCAGACACCUGAGCCACCGACAUCACAUGGCAAGCGGACUCGGCAUAAGAAGGUGAAUUACCUGGAACUGUUGAAGGGGGAAGAGAAGGAGAAAUCUUCCAGUGCUGCCAUCUUGGAAACCAUAGAGUCUGUGGUGAAGUCUGCACCUGAUCAUGUACAUGAGGGAAAAUCAAACAAAUUGUCAGUGAAGAAGAAGAUGAAAGGUGAUCAGUCGGGCAGUGUUAAGCAUUGUGGUACUAAAAAGAAAUUGACACCAAUGCUGCAGAAGAAGAACACUGACAAGAAAUGCAAGAUUAAGAAAGAAUCAGUUGUGGUUGUUGACCAUAAAGCCAAAAGUAAUAAGACCAAAAUUGGAAGCAGCGUUAAGCCCAUUGUUGAAAAGGACAUUGACAUAUGUUCUGAUGUUGACUCCAGCGACUGUGUGGAUUUAGCACAAGCUAAGAAGUUUCGACCUCUAAAGCUAAAGGUAAACAGCUUGUUGAACUUUGCAGGCCAGCGGAAAGGACCGUCAUCGAGUAAGAAAGGUCUGUUCUCGUGUACGAACUCUGCUGUAUCGCCGGAUGCAGACAGAUCCCUUCGGGUUCUGGCUGUAGCUCAUCAGGCAGCUCUGUCAGCAAAUAAUGCAGAAUCACAUCUUCCCUCGCAGCCUGCAGACAUACAUCUGGACUUGUUCAUCAAAUCAAACUCUGCCUGUGUCCGCUGUGACACCUGCAGUCAGUUUCUCUCUGUUCCUCACUUCAUGCGCCACCAUCAUGUUCCUAUGGACAGUGAGUGGCUGGCAACAGAGGCAGCACACCGCAUCCUUAGAAGCAUUUGUGGGAAGAGUUUCCACCAUCUUCAGGAAGCCAUCGGUGGCUUUGGAGAGGCAGAUGAUGAAACGGAGAGCGAUGACGAUUACAGUGACGACGAUCACGAUGACCAUCCCUCAUUUAAACUAUCUGAGCCGUUGUCCGCUAGGUUGAAUGCUGUUGGUUGCAGUGAGCUACAGUUGAAAAGUAUAGAAUUGGCUAGGUUAUCAUCAAUAUGUGAUGGACCUCGGCUGACUCAGGAAGAUGCUGGAAGUGCAGUAUAUACGAGAACUAGCCAGACAGCAUUGUCUCAUUCGAAGCCGGUUUCGUAUGUGACCACAACACAGACAACUUCUCUUACCAUAGUUGGACAGCACCAUGGGACAGAGGCAUAUGGUUUGUCAAGUGCUGGGCUUCUGGGCGGAGAUCCAGCAUCAUCAAAUUUGAGAACAAGCUCCAGGAAGAGAAAGUCCAAGCAGUUGUUUUCAAUUGAAAAUUAUUAUAUUCCUCACAAAUUGGUUGUUGAUGAAGACUCUGGUUUGAGUGGGAAAAGUUUGGAUGUGAUUAAGCCUUGA
Messenger RNA from Candidula unifasciata, 4668 nucleotides. The record is from the annotation of a GenBank genome assembly. NCBI's taxonomy places the organism in Eukaryota, Metazoa, Mollusca, Gastropoda, Stylommatophora, Geomitridae.